Messenger RNA from Salvia miltiorrhiza (redroot sage), 418 nucleotides. RefSeq lists its product as uncharacterized. The record is from RefSeq and is a predicted model, not a curated record. The coding region runs from base 73 to 279 and encodes 68 amino acids. The transcript has a single exon. NCBI's taxonomy places the organism in Eukaryota, Viridiplantae, Streptophyta, Magnoliopsida, Lamiales, Lamiaceae.
CUUUAUAUCUUAGCAACAACAUGGUAAACUAAAUAUCAAAAGGAACACAUAUAUUUGUAAAAGAAUAGUAAAAUGAUUGAUUUUGCAGCUGUGAUGAUAGGCACUGCACUAUUUGCAUUUCUGUGCCCUGGGCUAGUUUUGCAGCUUCCUGGUAAGAACAAGCCAGUUGAAUUCCUUAACAUGAAAACCAGUGUUCUAGCCAUGAUCUUGCAUGCUGUUAUUUAUGGCUUGCUUCUCGUCUUGUUCCUCGUUAUGCUCGACAUUCAUAUCUACAUCUAGUCCCCAACCCCAACCUUCUUCUCAUCAAACCAAACUGCAUCUGCUAUGUGCUCGGAGCAAACCUCGUUUCUUCUUUUAAUGAUGUCUCAGAAUAAGAAUAAUCUCUGAUUUUUAUGUUUUUUUUCCCCUAGGUUUGUUC